Messenger RNA from Hippoglossus stenolepis (Pacific halibut), 1607 nucleotides. It is a transcript of the gene gdf3, whose product is annotated as growth differentiation factor 3. Gene Ontology annotation, molecular function: growth factor activity; cytokine activity. The record is from RefSeq and is a predicted model, not a curated record. The transcript has 2 exons. Bases 220 to 1371 code for a protein of 383 amino acids. Gene Ontology annotation, cellular component: extracellular region. Gene Ontology annotation, biological process: SMAD protein signal transduction; BMP signaling pathway. Lineage: Eukaryota; Metazoa; Chordata; Actinopteri; Pleuronectiformes; Pleuronectidae.
GUUCAGACAGUGAUUUUGUGGUUCAGACAGUAUAUUUGUAGUUCUGAUAUCAAUCUCCACAUGUCCCCGCCCCCCUCACCUUAUCUCCGCCUGUCUGCCACCCUCUCACCUCCUCAUUAACUUAACUAUGCAGCUGCACACCGGGAGGUUUCACGCGUAAAAACAAACGUGGUGCGUGUAUCUGGAGCAGGUGAGGAACGAGCAGCAGUGAAACCAGACAUGAGGCCUGACCUGACUCCUCUGCUGCUUGCGGUGUGUUUUCUGGAUGUGUGUGAUCUCUCACACGUGGAGGAGAUGAAGAGCCAGGAGCGGAUCUUCCUCAGCUCCCUCGGGCUCUCCGGGCCGCCCCGGGCCGCAGGGACCCACCUGCAGCAGCCGCAGGCCCGGAGCCACGUCCCCUCCGCGCUCUGGAGGAUGUUCCGGAGGUCCGAGACCCUCCGCACCCAGGAGAGCGAGCCCUGCACGGUGUCUGAGUACGGAGUCCGCGGCAACAUCAUCCGAUAUGUGCAGGACCAAGGCAGGCUGGUGUCAGGGUGGAGCAGCAGCUGUCAGGCCUGUGUGGAGAAGCAGCUUUUCUUCAACAUGUCCGUCCUGCAGCCUGUGGAGCUGCUGUCUCUGGCUCAGCUGGAGGUCAACUUCCACUGGAAACCCUUCAGAUCUGCAGAGCUCCUGCAGGCUCCCCGGGCCCUCGGCGUGUCUCUGUACAAAGUCAUGAGAACCACGUUGAGAGGAGCCGACCCACAGGCCAACCGCAGACUCCUGCUGUCCCAGUCCGUCCAGCUGCAGCCGGAACCCACCUCCAUCACCAUGGACCUCACCUCGCUGGCCGAGAACUGGCGCAAACCGGGACGCAACUACGGUUUGGUGUUGGAGCUGCUUCCCCUCAGCGCAGAGCCACAGGAUCUUCUUCCGUUUCACCCCGGGAACUCGCUCCCAUUGGAACCAGCCCUCAUCCUGCCGCUGAUCCAGGCCUCACUGGUCGCCGUGUCCCUCAACCCCCACCAGUGUCGCUCCAGGCAACGGAGAAGCGCCAUCCACCUCCCAGUGACCCCCAGCAACGUGUGCAAGGCCCGACGCCUCUACAUCGACUUCAAGGAUGUGGGCUGGCAGGACUGGAUCAUCGCUCCGCAGGGCUACAUGGCCAACUACUGCCACGGUGAGUGUCCGUUCCCACUCAGCGAGAGCCUGAACGGCACCAACCACGCCAUCCUGCAGACGCUGGUGCACUCCCUGGACCCGCACGGCACGCCUCAGCCCUGCUGCGUCCCCAUCCGCCUCUCGCCCAUCUCCAUGCUCUAUUACGACAACAACGACAACGUGGUGCUGCGGCAUUACCAGGACAUGGUGGUGGACGAGUGUGGCUGUCGAUGAACGGGACACUUCUGAUUGACUCUUGAAAUUGAAACGUUCUUUUGUUAUUUUCCUGUGCAGGUUUUUAAUGUUGAAUUCUUUCUGUUGUCUCAGUUUGAUGAUUUGGCAGAUCCUGCUUUCAAUGUAUCAUGUGACAUCCUCGUUGGUUUUAAAGAGUGUAAGAUUCAAUAUGUUUGUUCUCAGGGAAGGUUUGAAUGAUUAAAAAAAAUAUCGUGUCAAUAAAAUUACAUCAUUAA